Callithrix jacchus (white-tufted-ear marmoset) is the source of this 9036-nucleotide messenger RNA. It is a transcript of the gene FAM184B, whose product is annotated as family with sequence similarity 184 member B. The record is from RefSeq and is a predicted model, not a curated record. NCBI's taxonomy places the organism in Eukaryota, Metazoa, Chordata, Mammalia, Primates, Cebidae.
ACGCACUUGAAGAAGAAAAUUCUGAUAUUCAGUCAAGAUUAAAUUGAGCUUAUUUUUUAUAUUUUAAGUAAUUCCAGAUUGCACAAAAUACUAGGUAACUACAUAAGACUUAAGUUGACUUUUUGCGUGGCGCAGACACUGGGGUUUGAGAAUGGAUUUACUACCUUUGCAUUCCCUAUGUUGGCUUCUGGUUAAAUGCAGUCACCAUAAUUAGGAUAAAAAGAGAUGAAUUUAUCCUCUGUUUAUAGAAAUGUUUAUCAAAGCAGUAAGGAAACUAUUUCUAAACAAGUGGACAUUAACCUUCUUUGUCGGCGUAGAUAGGCAACUGUUUUUUUUUUUUUUUUUUUUAAGAUGGAGUUUCGCUCUUGUUGCCCAGGUUGGAGUGCAGUGGUGCAAUCUCCGCUCGCAGCAGUCUCUGCCUUCCGGGUUCAAGCAGUUCUGCUUCAGCCUCCCUAGUAGCUGGCAUUAGAGGCAUGAGUCACUGCACCCGGCCAUAGGCAACAUUUUUAUUAAAGCAGUCCAGAUAACCCUGAGCCAAAGACCAUAAUCAUGUCUUUUAAUCCCAUCUGCCUCCUAAGAAAAGGAAAAAAUUCAUACAUUCAUGGCAGGAGGGCAUAUGAUAGGUCCCCUCCAGGUGACAGAAAUCCCUCCUACUGGGCCAUCUAUCACAACUGUUCAUAUAAAAAGAAUUGUCUUUCUGAUGAAAAUAACGUUUUGAUAUUAGUGUAGAUAACUAAGGUAUUUGAGGACCUUAGAAAUCACUUGGCUUAUUAUGCAUAAGUUGUCUUGCAUCUGGCUUUCUACUUUUGGCUCCAGUGUUAGAGAACACGUCUUUUGGAGCAGCCUGUUAAUUUUGAAUAUCUGUUAGAAAUUUAGCCAUUCAUCCAAUAUGGCAAUGGAAAGUGCCUACUAUAGUACAGAUGCUGGGAAUGCAAAAUUAGAUACGACACAUGGGAAAUUAGUUUUAAAAUAAUAUAUAUUGCCCCAAGCCAUUUCUGCUAUCUAAGGUCAUGUUAAAUAAGCCUAAACCCUAAUCCAAAUGUUGGCCCUUCACGUAGUGAAAAUAGCUUAUAGUGGAGAAUCAUAUAAAAGAAUUGAAUGGAGCAGCCAUCUAAGUGUAGCGAAGAUUCGUGUGGAGGGCACACUUCGAUUAAACCCCCACAGUGGAUACUCAGCCAAGGAAAUGGAGAAAAUAUGUAGAUAUUUUGUAUACAAAUUUAAGUUAUGUCUGCUAAUCACAAGGCAAUGGCACAAAGGGCCAGAAGUGUUUUGCUCAGGUAGCUAGGAUAUAUAGAACAGCCCGAGAAGUCAGGGUAACUUCUCAGACUUUAUAACUGUGCAAGCUGGUAACAUGUUUGUCCACCAGUGAUAGCCAUUGGACUGAGGGAGCUACAUUAGCUGGCACCAACUACCAGUACUUCUUUGUCAACCUGCUGUUGCUAAAAGAAAAAUCUCUAUGAUGUAUCUCUGAUAAUUUUAAAUAAAUUUUAGUAAUGACUACAUAUUUGAGUCUGAUAAUUUCAUGCAGUUUGCCAGGCUGUUCCAUUCAGUUAGCAGCAGCAGCUAAGACUAUAAAAGUUUGCAAGUGAGACCAAGAAAUGGGAAGGAUGAGGAUAUGCCACAGUGACCUGACACUUGCUGGCUUUCCAUCUUCUGUGAGAGCUAUGACCAGCUAUUCUCAGCGAGAUGUGGAAAAUGCCUGGUUUUCAUUUUUUUAUUAUUAUUAUUUAUUUAUUUAUUUAUUUUGACACAGGGUUUCACUCUUACCUAGGCUGGAGUACAGAGGCAUGAUCUUGGCUCACUGCAGCCUUGACCUCCCACCUCAAGGAUCACAGGCUGAAGUGAUCCUCCCACCUCAGCCUUGUUGGUAGGUGUGGACUACAGGUGCACACCACCACACAAGCCAAUUUUUUAUAUUUCUUUGUAGAGACAGUUUCACUCAGGCUGGUCAGGAACUCCUGAGCUCAAGCAAUCCUCUCACCUCAGGCUCCCAAAGUGCUGCUGUUACAUUGGUACCUGUUUUUUUUGUUUUUUUUUUUUUAAAGGAAAAUAACAGUGUAACGGGAAGACAGCAAUAGGGUUAUUGCUUCUAAACUGUGGAGUCAGUUAAAUAGGUUAGCAGCGGUUUCCAGUUGAAUCAUAAAACAGGAAGUUGACUGGAAUUUGGGCAGUUUAUUUGGGAAGACAGAUGAUUCUGACAUGUGAUAUGAAAAUUUCUGGGAUCAUUAGGGGAGUUAGGCUCUAUAUAACAAUAAUCAUUCAGAAGGGACUCAGGAUACUGGUUAGCCUAACAAGAUUAAAACUAGCUUUUUAGUAUGCACAGAAACCAAAUAAAACUCUUAAAAUGAGUGUUGCAGUUAAUAAAUUAAGGAGCUGUAGUAUAGUUUUGCUUGGGGGGAAAUUGUUAAGUUUGGGUAACUGCUCAGCCUAUGCCUAAUAUAUUACCCUUCCAUCUAUGGUGUCAGCUGUGGGACCUGACACUGCAAUGUAUCAGCUGAUCGUUCUGGUUUGCAAUAUAUUAAUUACGCAAUGAAUCAGUAGGGGCAACUUCCUUUGAGAGUUCUAGCAAAAAAAAGACCCUAGUUGGGCUUUAUGGUUGCACCCUGAGUAACCAGAAUGGCCCGAGUGCUCAUUGGCAGAGCUCAGGGUGCAGCCACUACCUGGAGAAUCCUAAUUUCUGAAUUAAUUGAAGACUGGCAUUAAUGUUGGCCACAGACAAUGCAUUCCAUGUAGACUCACUGCAAAGUGUGUUAUAUGAUAUUGGUCCCUGUCUCCCUAGUUGGUACUGAAGUAAACUUUCCCAUGGCUUGAAAGCUUUAAUGCAGAGCCCAGUUUCCUUCUUUGAAUGCCAUUUUUCUAUGUUGGUCACAUUCUACUUUGGACACAUUUCUUUAAAUGUGUUGGGUUGCCAGAUUUAGCAAACAGAAAUACAGGACACCCAAAUAAAUUUGAAUUCCAGAUAAAUAAUGAAAUACAGCACAUAUACCAGAAAAAAGUUAUUUAUCUGAAAUUCAAAUUUAGUUUUUUGCAUUUUAUCUCCAACCCUAUAAAUGUGUUAGUGGCAUGGAUUAAGCUUGCGUUUUAGUCAUAUAGUUGUUCCCAGGAACUGACUUUUUUCAUUAUGUGUUUUGUUGUUUGUUUUUGAGUCGGAGUUUUGCACUUAUUGCCUAGACUGGAGUGCAAUGGCAUGAUCUCGGCUUACUGCAACCUCCACCUCCCAGGUUCAAGUUAUUUUCCUGCCUCAGCCUCCCAAGUAGCUGGGAUUACAGACAUGCGCCAUCACGCCCAUCUAAUUUUGUACUUUUGGUAGAGUUGGGGUUUCUCCAUGUUGGUCAGACUUGUCUUGAACUCCUGACCUCGGGUGAUCUGCCCGCCUCAGCUCCCAAAGUGUUGGGAUUAUAGGCAUGAGCCACUGCUCCCAGCCUACGUGUUGUUUUUUUAUACCUAAAUAAUUGAUUGGUAGCCAGGAGCAGUACUGUGCACACCUAUAGUCCCAGCUACUCAGGAGGCUACAUUGGGAGGAUUGCUUGAGCUGAGGAGUUUAAGGUUGUGGUGAGUUAUGAUCAUGCCACUGCACUCCAACAUGGGCACCAGAGCAAGUGCUCGUCUCUAAAAUAAUAAUAUCUAAUAAUAAGAGAUUGGGGGUGAGGGAGGCUCAUACAUAGUGAUCCAAGGUUAGAACUGUUGUUGAGCAUUAGAAGACAAGGCCAUUGCAGAUACUAGAUUUUUUAGAGGAGACAGGUGAUAUUUAGCUAAAAUAACCACAUAACCGUUACAAUGUUUGCAAACAAAUUUUUUAAAUGCUGUCUCAAUAGUAGGUAGUUUGGGCUUGUGGUUUUUUUGUCUGUGUAUGUUUUAAGCAGUUACUUUCUCACUCUUCUAUACCAUGAAGGGAAAGUAUAUCACUUUAAAAAAAAAUACUUGAUAGAUAGUACAGUUAUGGCAGCCAUUCACAAAUUUGGAACACCUGUCUUUGCCUUCCAGAACGCCCACCAAAGACUCAGGGAUUUGAAAGGCACGAGAUACCCUGGAAGGUGGGAGUAAUAAACAAUAAUGCCCUUGAAAUAAAGGAGGCCUCCAAAGGAUGUGCUUCACCAAAAUGAGGGAGUAAUCUAAGUGAGAAGGCAUGGGAUCCUGAAACUAAAAGAUGUCACAAAGGAAAACGAGGGAAGUCCUAGGAUGACUACUGUGUCAAGUAUGGUGGCAUGCACCUAUGGUCCCAGCUAUUCAGGAGGCCGAGAUGGAAGGAUCACUUGAGUCCACACCACAAUACUGCAGCCUGGACUACCGAGUAAGAGACCUGGUCUUUUUUAAAAAAUCAGGUGAUUUAUGCCCUGAACACCCGCCAGGAUGAGGCUGAGGCCAGCAUGGAGGCACUCCGGGACGCGCACCAGGAGGAGCUCCAGAAUGCCGUGGCAGAGACCAAGGCCAGGCUCCUGCAGGAACAGGGCUGUGUGGAGGAGGAGGCCCUUCUCCAGCGCAUCCAGGCCCUGGAGAGUGCCCUGGAGCUGCAGAAGAGGCUGACGCAGGAGGCGCUGGCCGAGUCGGCCUCGUGCAGGCUGGAGACCAAGGAGAGAGAGCUGAGAGUGGAGGCAGAGCACGCCGAGCGGGUCCUCACGCUCUCCAGGGAAAUGCUGGAGCUCAAGGCUGACUAUGAGAGGAGGCUCCAGCACCUGACGAGCCACGAGGCUUCCCUGCGGGGCCAGCUGCCCCAGGAGAGCCCUGACACCAAGUCAGAGCCAGGCCAGGGCCCGGAGAUGCAGGAGGUCCUGCUAGAGGUGCAGCGGCUGCGAGUGGAGAACCAGCAGCUGAGCAAGGACUACGCCCGCAAGGCCGAGGAGCUGCAGGCCACCUACGAGCGGGAAAACGAGGCCAUCCGGCAGGCCAUGCAGCAGUCGGUGAGCCAGGCCCUGUGGCAAUGGCAGGAGAAGGAGUCAGACCUCCGCAAGAACUUCCAGGUCCAGGAGUCUGCCCUGCAGGCUCAGGUCCGGAAGCUGGAAGGAGACCUGGAGCACAGAGGCCGCAAGAUCAGUGACCUGAAGAAGUACGCCCAGAAGCUGAAGGAGAGGAUUCAGGACCUGGAUGUGCAGCUCAAGGAGGCUCGACAGGAGAAUUCAGAGUUGAAAAGCACUGCAAAAAAACUUGGGGAAAAGCUGGCUGUUGCCAAAGACAGAAUGAUGCUGCAGGAGUGUCGUGGGACACAGAAGACAGAUGACAUGAAGACUGAGCUAGUUUCCGAGAAUGAAGUCCUGGGGGAAGAGAAUGACUUGGAAACCCACAAUCUUCAUCCUCAGCAGGAUCAAAGCUAUCUCAAGGAGUGUCCUUGCAUGAAAGGAAGCACAGACACACAGACCAAGAAAGAGGCAAGUGUUGAGACAGAAUAUAUGAAGCAACAAUAUGAAGAAGACCUCCGUAAAAUCAAACAUCAGACAGAAGAGGAGAAGAAACAUCUCAAAGACCAGCUGGUGAAGCGGCUGGAAGACUUGGUAAAGAAUCACACCAUGGAAAUCAAAUCAGUUCGCUCAUCCGUGGAGGCUGAAAGAAAGAAACUGCAGAAGGAAGUAGAAGCACAGUUGGAGGAAGUGAGAAAGAAAUCAGAAGAGGAGAUAAAGCAGCUAGAAGAAGAGAAAGCAGCCCUCAGUGUGAAGCUCCAGAAUUCUCUGCUCGAGAUUUUAAGGCUGGAAGAAUUUAUCCAACAAAAUAAGGCACGCCCCACAAGAGCUGAGGAAAGGCCCCAGGAAUUAGGCUGCCAGCGCUGCAGCAUUCUGGAGAACCAGGAUCCAUGCUUGAAGCUGAAUGAAACUUCGCCGAGAGGAGAGGAGUGUCAAGAUAAGUUAGCAGCUGAAGAAGGAACCAGCAGUGAUGAAGAAGAAAGGAUCAAAAUGUCCCUCAAGGAGGGAAGUGACCCGCAACCUCCACUGGACUCUUUGUUGAAGGAGAACGCAUCCGAAAUCCAGCAUCUACAGGAGGACUGGCAAAGCCAGAAGGCCAAACUGCAAGCCCAGGUCUCGCAGAUGCAGCAGGCUCUGGAGCAGUGCACCAGCAACUACAGGGAGGACCUGCAGGCGCUCAAGCAGCUCUCGGACCUCGAGAGGGAGAAGCUGCAGCGUAAGCUCCAGGAGAGCACUCAGCAGAACCAGGCCGUGAAAGCCCAACUCGAGGCUUCCCACCAGAGAGCCCUGCGCAUGCUGGAGAAGUCCAGACAUCAGGAACUCAAGGCCACAGAGGAACGCUUGAAGAAGGAAUCCAGCCACAGCCUCCAGAUCCAACACCAGGCGCACCGGCUGGAGCUCCAGGCCUUGGAGGAAAAGGCCAGGCAAGAGCUGCAGGAGGAGCGUGAGAGGAUGCAGGCCCAGCAGGCCCUGCUGCUAGAGUCCCUCAGGCAGGAGCUGUCAGAGCAGCAAGCUGCCUGCUCUGGGCACCAGAAGGACUUGGAGGCGCUGCAGGCUGAGCUGAGGGCUCUGGGCCGACAUCAAGCCAGCAGCCAGUGUCCAGGGGACAGCGAGGACCACACCAUCGCCACAGAGGAACGGGGUGGCCCGGGUCAGGCCGGCUUCCCACCGGGCGCUGCUGGGCAGGGUCCGGGCGAGGGAUGCAGGCUCUGGGAGGAGAACGCGCAGCUCCAGGACGCGGUGCGGCGGCUGCGUUCGGAGGUGGAGCAGCAUCAGCAGGAGGCGCAGCAGCUCCGUGACCAGCGCAGGUUGCUGGAGGAGAAUCAGCAAGCCCAGCGGGCCAGGGAGGUAGAGACACUCCGCCAGGAACACCGGAAGGAGAUGCAGGCCAUGGUGGCCGAUUUCAGUAGUGCUCAGGCCCAGCUCCAGGCCCGGCUGGCAGCCCUGGAAGCCGAACUGAAAGAUUCUGGAGAGAAGCCAGGGAAGGGAGCGUCCAGGCCUGAGGACCUUCAGCUCAUAGGCCGCCUGCAGACCCGGCUGAAGGAGAGAGAGGACAUCAUCAGGCAGCUCACGGAAGAGAGAAGAUUUCACUACACAGCAUUCCCCAGUGCAAUGUCCCACCGGAAUCGAUCUUUUUCUUUCAAUCCUCACCCGGGAUAUUUGACUCCUUCCAUGAAGAAAAAGAAGCUGGAGGACGUGCCCAGCCGCGUGGUCAGCGUGCCGAACCUUGCCUCCUACGCAAAGAACUUUCUGAGUGGCGAUCUGAGCUCCAGGAUUAAUGCCCCUCCGAUAACUAAAUCACCCAGCUUGGAUCCAAGCCCCAGCUGUGGCCGGCCCUACAAACCCAACCAGUCUCUGGAUGCAAAAACUGCCUCAAGGACACCAAACGGUGAAACGGAUCAACCCAAAGAAGGCCAGCAGAAACAGGGCUCUCCGCACCAGGAAUGGUUUACCAAGUACUUUUCUUUCUAAGCUCAUCUUUCAGAUACAUCACAAAGAGGAUACCUGAAAAACAUUUCUUUUAAAUCAUCUGAUUGAAGGAAUGAACUAAAACCAACCAACCAAAUAAUAUGCUUGUAAUAUGAUUUAUAUAUGAUAGCUAAAACAAAUUUUGGCAUUAACAUUUCAUACUGUUCUGCCAGGCACCGUGGCUAAUGCCUGUAAUCCCAGCACUUUGGGAGGCUGAGGCAGACAGAUCACUUGAGUCCAGGAAUUUGAGACCAGCCUGGGCAAUAUGGUGAAACCCCGUCUCUACAAAACAUACAAAAAUUAGCCAGGCAUGGCGCAUGUGCCUGUGGCCCCAGGUACUUGGGGGGCUGAGGUGAGAGGAUUACUUGAACCUGGGAGGCAGAGGUUGCAGUGAGCCAAGGUCGAACUUCUGCACUCCAACCAAGCUGGGUGACAGAGGGAGACCCUGUCUCAAGAAACAGAAGAAGAAAUCAUAUUCUUCCAUGGUGAUAGUUCAUGAUAAAUAUCUUGACAUUAAACAAACCAGUGUUAUUCAAAAGCAUCUACAGGGAAAUGUCAUUAGCAUUACUAAUGACCUAUAUUGUAUUUCUAGUGUCCAUAACAUCAUACUCCAUUUUGUGGAAUAUCAGACUUUGUGAUUUCCAUGAUCUACUUUAAAAGUGGUUUACUUGUCCUUAGGAUAGUCAACUUACUGAUGAGGUUUUCUAUGUAAAAUGAUACAAUUCCAAAAUGCACAUCUAACCUCAAUAAGAAGACGAAUAAAAGUUCAAAAUAAACAAGAAAGCCAACUAAAAAGAAAACAAACCAAACCUACCAGAAAUGGAUGGUAGCAUGCUUGGAUUGAGUAUUUUCACUUGCUUGGUCUAAGACAAGCAGCAGAAUAUAUAUAGAUGGGAUAACACCUACCUCUAAAAGGGCUUUGAAAGGAUUAAGCAAGAUAAUGUAAGUUAACAUGAAUUCGAAGUAAGCAUCACAGGUUUUUCUGUAAAUAACCAAGCCCAGCCCAGUUAUAGGUCUCAUUUUAAUGACUGCAGUGUCAACCUGAUCAUUUGUGAAGGUCUCUAGACUAUCUGUUCUUUGAAGUCAAAAAUCUUCUAGACUGGGCACAUGGCUCAUGCCUGUAAUCCCAACACCUUGGGAGGCCAAGAUGGGAGGAGAACUUGAGGCCAGGAAUUUGAGACCAGCCUGGGCAACACAGCAAGACCUCCAUCUCUACAAAAAGAAUUAGCCAGGCAUUGUAUGGGCGCCUGUCGUCCCAGCUACUUAGGAGGCUGAAGUAGGAUAACAGUACGAGCCCAAGAGUUCGAGAUCAGCCUGGGCAACACAGUGAGACCCCAUCCCUACAGAUAAAAACAAACAAACAAACUCCUGAACCUCUGGUCUUUGAGUUGGAGCCAUUUGUCUCAUGGUGUGUAGCUUCUUCACUGCAUGGAUUUCCAGUGGAUUAAAGGAACUGGAAUGCCUGUUUAUGGUGCUGACAUUGCUCUCAGUCCACAGUGACUUGUCUUACUUUCUGACGGUGCAAUGUUAUUUGACAAGACUCAAUACAACUUUCAGGGGGCAAAAUACUUUUCAGUCUUUGGUGCUGGCCCAGGAAGUGGCCCACAAACCAAUGUUAAUUCUAUGCAUUGUCAAAUCUUUGCUCUUGUGAAUAAAACUUUGAACAACUGGGCAA